AAAACAAAACAAAAAUUUUUGGGUUGGAAUUCUUGUAGCGCAGAAUUCUAUUCUAUGUAUUUGGGGUUGGCCCGUAAACUUGUAAAUAAUAAUACCAACUGUCGUUCCUCAUUGCCUAAGAAAUACACAGAAAGAAGGUAAAGGCGGACGACAAACAUGACAGAAACAAACCCAAGGCGACUAAGAGGUCACAACUCCACUGCCACCUCCUGCAUCGCCUCACGUCUGAGCCCUGGCCUUGUCCUCACUACCGGCGAGGAUGGUCGUGUGUGCUGGUUUGAUAUGCGGUGCAAAGAUGUGGUGAACACCAUGGAAGUGGGGAACGAAGCGAUUUCAUCCAUUUGUUUUAAGUCUGGAAAUGAAAACAUCAUUUAUGUUUCCUCGGGAAGUGAAGUAAAGAGCUUUGAUGUCCAUCUGGCCUCCUCUUGGAAGCCGUUGGAGACUUAUGAAUAUAAUAAGGAUGAGAUAAAUCAGAUUGCUUGCAACUUCAAGUCUUCUUUUCUUGCAGCUGCAGAUGAUGGUGGCGAUGUCAAGAUCAUAGACAUUAGCCAGAAAUGUCUCUAUAAAACAUUGAGAGCUGGCCAUACAAGUAUCUGUAGCAGUGUACAAUUCCUUUCAUGGAGACCCUGGGAAGUUAUUAGUGGAGGUCUUGAUUCUAAACUUGUGAUGUGGGACUUUUCCAAAGGGCGACCCUACAAAAUUGUGGAUUUUAGUCUACAUGAUGGAAGCAAUGGUGGUAGUGGAGGCCAAUGCUUUAAUCCGGCUUUCAUUCAUGCAAUAGCGGUUCCAGAUAUUGAUAUGUUAAACAUAACUGGAAAGAUUUGUGUGGUUGCAAGGGGUGAUGGAGCUGUAGAUGUUAUUAACAUUGAAACAGAACUUGCUGCUAUCAAGUCAAGAUCUUCUAAAAUAUCCCAUAAAGGAUCUCAAUCUAGAUCUACGAACAGAGGCUUGAAAGAUGUGGAGAACACAGAACAAAAUGGAAGACCAAGGCUACAUUUGGAUUACACCCUGGGAGGUCAUACUUCUGCAGUGUCUUGUGUGUCAUUUUCCCUUUUUGGUGAGAAAGGAAAAUUCCUUAUUUCAGGUGGAAAUGAUAAGUCGAUUAAAGUUUGGGAUUGGUCUAGAUAUUUUGAUACUGAGCAAACUAGUAGUUGCAGCAGUGAUAUUUUACAGUCCACCAUUAGCCUAAGCAAAAAAGUAAAUUGGCUCUGCACCACUCCAACCGAAUCGGAAAACGUCAUCGUUUGUGACACAACCAAGGUGGUAAAGGUCUAUUCUGUUUCCAAUAGUAUGGUCUCAGCUAAGCAGGUUAGGGAGUUGGUUUCUUUCUUCUUCCAUGGAAAGAUGACAAGCAAUCUCUCUCUCUUUCUCUACCUUGAAAUAUUUGCGGGAAUUGGAAGGAAGGUUUCGGUUGAGGAGACUACAUCUUCAAGACUUCAACCAACAAACCUUACAGACAAAGCCAUUGCGGGAAUUGCAAGGAAUGUUUCGGUUGAGGAGAUUACAUCUUCAACCAACAGACAGACCAAAGAUUUUUCCUCCUCAACCAAUUUUUGCAUAAUCACCAAUAUUAAGAGAGAGAGAGCUUUGGGGGAGCCAAAGGAACCUGAAAUAAAAAUGAUGCAAUCUGGGAUUCCUGUUUGUAACACUUGUGGUGAACAGCUAGGGGUUGAUGCAAAUGGUGAAGUGUUUGUGGCUUGUCAUGAGUGCAAUUUUCCCAUGUGCAAGGAUUGUCUCAGUUAUGAGAUCAAAGAGGGCCGUAAAGCCUGCUUGCGAUGUUCUACUCCCUAUGCUGACGAUUCACCAGCUGAUGACGAUACAAAAUUAUCUGGAAAUCGAUCAACGAUAACAUCUCACCAAGAAGAACCAAAGGAUACUGGACUUCAUGCAAGACAUAUAAGCAGUGUGUCAACAGUGGAUAGUGAAAUGAAUGACGAAUUCGGAAAUCCAAUUUGGAAGAACAGAGUAGAAAGUUGGAAGGAUAAAAAGAGCAAAAAGAAAAAGAAUGCAACCAAGGCUGAAAAAGAGGAGAUUCAAGUUCCACCUCACGAGCAACAGAUGGAUGAUCAUCAACAAUUGCCUCCAGAAGCUCCACAAGCGCUAUCAACUAUAAUUCCAGUUGAAUCUAGUAAACUUACACCCUACAGGGUUGUGAUAAUCAUGCGGUUGAUCAUCUUAAUUCUCUUUUUCCAUUAUCGAGUAACACAUCCUGUUGACAGUGCCUAUGGGCUAUGGAUGACAUCAGUUAUCUGCGAGAUUUGGUUUGCUGUUUCUUGGGUUUUGGAUCAAUUUCCUAAAUGGUCUCCAAUUAACCGGGAGACCUAUAUUGAUGUCCUAUCUGCAAGGUAUGAAAGAGAGGGUGAACCAUCUGGGCUUGCUGCUGUAGAUUUUUUCGUGAGUACAGUCGAUCCACUCAAAGAACCGCCACUAAUCACAGCCAACACUGUUCUUUCCAUUCUGGCUGUUGACUAUCCUGUUGAUAAGGUUUCCUGUUAUGUGUCUGAUGAUGGUGCAGCCAUGCUCACCUUUGAAUCUCUAGCUGAAACAGCUGACUUUGCAAGAAAAUGGGUUCCCUUCUGCAAGAAAUUUUCAAUAGAACCUCGAGCUCCCGAGUUUUACUUCUCUCAAAAAAUUGAUUACUUGAAAGAUAAAGUGCAACCUUCUUUUGUAAAAGAACGUCGAGCAAUGAAAAGAGAUUAUGAAGAGUACAAAGUGAGAAUUAAUGCCUUAGUAGCAAAAGCUCAAAAGACACCAGAUGAUGGCUGGACUAUGCAAGAUGGAACGCCAUGGCCUGGGAACAACUCACGUGAUCAUCCUGGCAUGAUUCAGGUGUUUCUUGGCAAUACAGGUGCCCAAGACAUCGAGGGAAAUGAACUCCCUAGGUUAGUUUAUGUCUCCAGAGAAAAGAGACCCGGUUACCAACACCACAAGAAAGCUGGUGCUGAAAAUGCUCUGGUUCGAGUCUCGGCAGUUCUAACUAAUGCUCCAUACAUUCUUAACCUUGAUUGUGAUCAUUAUGUUAACAAUAGUAAGGCUGUUCGUGAAGCAAUGUGUUUCAUGAUGGACCCUGAGGUUGGACCAGGUGUAUGCUUUGUGCAGUUCCCUCAACGGUUUGAUGGUAUUGAUCGCAGUGAUCGAUAUGCCAAUAGAAACACCGUUUUCUUUGACGUUAACAUGAAAGGUUUAGAUGGUAUUCAAGGACCAGUCUAUGUGGGAACAGGUUGUUGUUUUAAUAGACAAGCACUUUAUGGAUACAGUCCUUCUUCUAUUCCAACCCUACCAAAACCUUCUUCAUCAUGCUCAUGGUGUGGAUGUUGCUCAUGUUGUUGUCCAACAAAGAAGCCCUCCAAAAGUAUUUCAGAGGCUUAUAGAGAUGCAAAACGUGAAGAGCUUGAUGCAGCCAUUUUUAACCUCAAGGAGAUAGAUAAUUAUGAUGAGCAGGAGAGGUCAAUGCUGAUAUCCCAGAUGAGCUUUGAGAAAACUUUUGGCUUGUCAUCUGUCUUUAUUGAAUCUACACUAAUGGAGAAUGGAGGAGUGCCCGAUUCUGUUAACCCUUCGACAUUAAUCAAGGAGGCAAUUCAUGUCAUUAGUUGUGGCUAUGAGGAGAAAACAGAAUGGGGAAGAGAAAUUGGUUGGAUAUAUGGGUCAAUUACAGAGGAUAUCUUAACAGGUUUCAAGAUGCAGUGUCGUGGAUGGAGAUCAAUCUACUGCAUGCCCAUAAGGCCAGCAUUCAAGGGGUCAGCACCAAUCAACUUGUCUGAUCGGUUGCACCAAGUUCUUCGUUGGGCCCUUGGAUCAGUGGAGAUAUUCUUUAGUAGACAUUGUCCACUUUGGUAUGGUUUUGCAGGGGGUCGUCUUAGGUUGCUCCAACGUUUUGCUUAUAUUAAUACCAUUGUCUAUCCUUUCACAUCCUUCCCUCUCGUUGCUUAUUGCUUAAUCCCCGCCAUUUGCCUUCUCACUGGAAAAUUCAUCAUACCAACGCUCUCAAACUUGGCAAGUCUUCUCUUCCUUUGCCUUUUCUUCUCCAUCAUCUCAACUAGUGUACUUGAACUCCGAUGGAGUGGUGUAACCAUCGAAGAGUUAUGGAGAAACGAGCAGUUUUGGGUCAUUGGAGGAGUCUCAGCUCAUCUUUUUGCCGUUUUCCAAGGCUUUCUCAAAAUGUUGGCUGGUUUGGACACCAACUUUACAGUCACAACAAAAUCUGCUGACGAUUCAGAGUUUGGAGAACUCUACAUCAUCAAAUGGACAACCCUUUUGAUCCCUCCAACAACACUUCUCAUUGUUAACUUGGUUGGUGUUGUUGCAGGCUUCUCUGAUGCCUUGAACAAAGGGUACGAGGCUUGGGGACCACUUUUCGGCAAGGUUUUCUUUGCCUUUUGGGUGAUCCUUCAUCUCUAUCCAUUCCUCAAGGGUCUCAUGGGACGCCAAAACAGGACACCAACCAUUGUUGUGCUCUGGUCUGUGCUUUUGGCCUCUGUUUUCUCUCUUGUCUGGGUUAAGAUUAACCCCUUUGUCAGCAAAGUGGAUGGUACCACAAUUGCACAAAGUUGCAUUUCUAUAGAUUGUUAAUUGGAACUAUAGCUACGAGAGUGUUUUCCCAUAGUUUUUAUCACUCAUCAUUUUUUUAGUAUAGAAUAAUUUGUGAUGAUUCAAUCUCUUUUGUAUUGGUUUUGGAGCUAUGAUUAAUUUGUAAAUGUUGAAAGAGAUUUUACAUGUGAGAAUUGUUAUUGUAAAAAUGAUGGGGUUGAUUCUUUAUUAUAUAUUGAGUAUGAUGAAAAAGAAGAAUUAUGACA
Molecule: messenger RNA, 4793 nt
Organism: Cannabis sativa
Lineage: Eukaryota; Viridiplantae; Streptophyta; Magnoliopsida; Rosales; Cannabaceae
Product: cellulose synthase A catalytic subunit 8 [UDP-forming]
Exons: 26
Coding region: 157-4569 (1470 amino acids)
Biological process (GO): cellulose biosynthetic process; plant-type primary cell wall biogenesis
Cellular component (GO): trans-Golgi network; plasma membrane
Molecular function (GO): protein binding; cellulose synthase (UDP-forming) activity
Source: RefSeq, a predicted model, not a curated record